GAAGCCAUUCCCACGUCCUAUGACUUCAAGUACUCGACGGGCAGUGAAGGACCGGCUCAGCUGUUCCGUGAGGAGCACCGGGACCACGACGGCACUGUCCGCGGAAAGUAUGGCUAUGUUGACCCCAACGGCAAACUCAGAGUCGUUGAAUACACUGCCGGUGCGAAUGGGUAUCAGGUUUCGGGUGAUAUCGGACCCGACUCUGAGGUACAAAACGAAGCACAACAGCAAUACAGAAGCGACCCAUCCGUGAGGGCACAGACAGACGCCUGGAGUCGCUCCCGAACUGACACUUCGGGCGCAAACUAUAACCGGAAUCCAUCGGCCGGGGGCUGGAGUUCGGUGGACCCCCUCUGGAAUGUGGGCGCACUUCCACAACAACCACAGGCGGCACCCAUACAGUCAGUCCCUCAACAGCCAACCCAAUCCCAACCUCUGCCACGACCUGUCCCACAGGCACCGGCGGACAGGGAUAGGGCGUGGGAUGACAACAAACAACAGGUUUGGGAUAAAAACAAUGGCAACAAUUGGCCGAACAGUGAUCGGGGGGUCAGUGGCGGGGGUUCUGUGGACUGGAAUACCUGGAACUCAGACCAACAGACGUGGACUAAACCCCAGAAGUCUAAUACAGGUGCUCAGGGCUGGACAUCGCGGAUACAACACGAUUGGCAACAAAGUCAGUCACCAAACAGACCGACAAAGCAAUGGACACAACGGCGGCAGAUAGAGUCACCACCGGAUCAGUCAUGGAGUCCGCCAUCGGAGGGGCCGACAGCCGGCCAGUGGUCUCAACCGCCACAACACCCGACGACCGGACAGUUCACGCAAUUCAGGGAUAAUCCCAUUUCAGACCAGAGGUCGCAAACGAGUCCACAAAUCCCACCCCCAGCUCAGUGGCCACAGACAACCGCUGACGAUAUAUCGCGACUACAGGGGCCGACACCCGGUGCUCAACAGGACGUGAAUAGUUUGCGAGAGAAAUGGACGGGUAUUUCCAGCGCCGGUCAGUGGCCGAGUCAACCAAAUUGGGAACAAACGCCACAACAAAUAGCGCCGACCUCUGGUCAAUGGUCACCACCACCUCAGACGCAAACUUCAGGCGCUCAGUCCAUACCAGCGCCGCCUCCCAUAUCUAUUGCCGAUCAGUGGAGACAACGAUCGCAACAAAAGUCACCACAAAAUCAAUUCAUACAAACUGGAGGCCAAUCGCCAGACACUGGCAGCCAAUACAACCCAUUCCCAGCCCAGGGAUCCCCACAAUGGCCUCAAUCGCCCGCACGAGUCGCUCGCAUCGGAGACUUAGCGCCGCCUAAUCAGCCCAACCAACCGUCACAACCAUCAUUGCAAUCACAAUCGGCUAUAUCGGGAGGUCAGCCACCGAUACCACCGUUUCCUAAUCAGGCACCGCCUAAUUGGGCGCAACCAAUAGGGCAGUCAAACCCGUCUCAGUUUGCGAGUACAGGCGCUCAAAACAAUUGGUCCCAACAAACAGCCACUCAAUCGGCAAAUACAGGAUUUCAAGCUAAUACCGGUCCCCAGAGACAGACCUCACAAAUCAAUGACAUGUUCAGCGGUUCCCCUUAUGUUCACUUCCGGAUCGACCACACCGUCGACCCAAACCAACCGCCCCUUCGAUACCACGACUACAGGGGCUUUCCUCCCGAAACAUAUGCUUAUUAUAUGGCCUAUGGAUUGGAUGUUAAGGGAGCCCAAGGAGAAGACAAACAGAUACACGGAUACCAUCUCUCGCUUGGAGUAGAUAUCGACAACAAAUACCACACAAAUGGUUGUUAUAACACAGGGAAUGGAGGUGUUUUCUACAAUACAGGAAAGCCUACACCGGGAAGUAAAGGGAAGUACGUGACAUCGACCGGACAGGUACUCCGGAAUUUAGUGGGCGGCGGCCAAAACACGUUCCCAUUGGGCUCUAUCAUCGCACGACUAUUCAUAUACCCUCGCGUGUAG
Messenger RNA from Oppiella nova, 1965 nucleotides. Lineage: Eukaryota; Metazoa; Arthropoda; Arachnida; Sarcoptiformes; Oppiidae. The record is from the annotation of a GenBank genome assembly.